AUGGAGAACAGGAUGAGAGCCACAGACUUGAUUCUUAGGCACUUAAUUGUAGCCAACUUCCUAAGUCUUCUGGUGGCUUUGGGCUGGAGAAUUUUCUUCAAUGAUGUGGGGUGCAAAAUGAUCUUCUAUCUUCACCGAGUGGGCAGGGGGGUAUCGAUCGUUACUGGGGGGGUCUUCCUCCUGCUGUGCAUUGUUUGUCUUAUGUACAUGACUGGACCCAAAGCGCAGGACAACAUGAUGAGCUUCAAGGCCUAUGGAUACUAUUCUGCAGUGUGUCAUGACCUAGCUGCUGAUGUGCUGCACGUGGCCAUACUCUCGGUGCCUGAUGUUCUGUGUCUGGGGCUCAUGCUCUGGGCCAGCAGCUCCAGGCUUUUUGUCCUGUACAGACACAAGCAGAGAAUGCGACACAUCCAGAGGACCAGUUUCUCCACCAGAGCCUCUCUCGAGUCCAGAGCCACCAUAAGCAUCCUCCUCCUGUUGAGCGCCUUUGUCUCCUUUUAUACCAUGUCCUGCAUCUGUCAGAUUUGCUUGUCUGUGAUUUACAACCCCAGCCCUGUGUUGCACCAUAUAGCGGAGUUUACUAUGGGCUGUUUCCCAUCCCUCAGCCCUUUCCUGCUCAUGAGCAGACACUCUACUCCCUGCAGCCUCCUCUUCACCUGCCCAAAGAAGAAGAAAGUGGUACUCCCCUGA
Messenger RNA from Dipodomys spectabilis (banner-tailed kangaroo rat), 690 nucleotides. RefSeq names its product vomeronasal type-1 receptor 4-like. The record is from RefSeq and is a predicted model, not a curated record. The transcript has 2 exons. Gene Ontology annotation, biological process: G protein-coupled receptor signaling pathway. NCBI's taxonomy places the organism in Eukaryota, Metazoa, Chordata, Mammalia, Rodentia, Heteromyidae. Gene Ontology annotation, molecular function: pheromone receptor activity. The coding region runs from base 1 to 690 and encodes 229 amino acids. Gene Ontology annotation, cellular component: membrane.